UGGAAGUUCCCAGUUCAACACAAGGGAGAGCUCACGAUUUGGGCGGCAUUGCUAGAGCCUCUAGAUAAAGCUUCCAGACUCUGUAACUACCUGUAUCUUUAAAGAGCAAUAGACUGUGAAGGAAGACUUGUCACUUGGAGAAGAAGUAACCAAAACUUUGGUAAUUCCUACCAAUUCUCAACCUACCAAGGUGGCCUGGAUGUCUUAAACUGAAGUGUGGCAGAUUCGUUCUACUCUUGCUUCUGCUAAACCUGCCAUUUACUCCAUCCUUUAUAGUGAUGCUACAGGACGGAGAGGAAUGGAUAAAAACAUUGGUGAGCAACUCAAUAAAGCUUAUGAAGCCUUUCGACAGGCAUGCAUGGAUAGAGAUUCUGCAGUAAAAGAACUACAGCAAAAGCAGACUGAGAACUAUGAGCAGAGAAUACGUGAGCAACAGGAACAGCUGUCACUUCAACAAACUAUUAUUGACAAGCUAAAAUUACAGUUACUUCUUGUGAAUUCCAGUCGAGGUUUUUGUCUUACAGAUAACAGUUAUGGUUAUGUUCCCCUGCUUGAAGACAGUGAAGCAAGGAAGAAUAAUUUGACUCUUGAUGCGCCACUUGAUAAAGUAAAAUCAGGAAUACCAAGAGAAAAAGAAUCAAAGGUAAGAAGACAAGAGGUUUCUUCUCCUAGAAAAGAAACUUCACCAAGGAGUCUUGGCAUUCCUUUAUUCCAUGAAAGGGGUUAUAUAGAGAAGACUUUUUGUGAUCUGAAAGAAGAAUUUCAUAGAAUAUGCAUGCUAGCAAAAGCCCAAAAAGACCACUUAAGCAAACUUAAUGUACCAGUCACUGCAACUGAAACACAGUGCUCUGUGCCUGUACAGUGUACAGAUAAAACAGAUAAACAAGAAGUGCUGUUUAAGCCUCAGGCUAAAGAUGAUAUAAAUAGAGGUGCACCAUGCAUCACAUCUGUCACACCGAGAGGAGUGGGCCAAGAUGAGGAAGACACCUCUUUUGAAUCACUUUCUAAAUUGAACAUCAAGUUUCCACCUAUGGACAGUGACUCUACUUUCUUACAUAGCACUGCAGAAAGACCCAACGUCCUUGGUCCUGCCACAUCUGAGGCCGUGUGCCAGGAUAAAUUUAAUGUGGAGUUCAGAGACAACCCGGGAAACUUUGUUAAAACAGAAGAAACCUUAUUUGAAAUUCAGGGAAUUGACCCCAUAGCUUCAGCUAUACAAAACCUUAAAACAACUGACAAAACAAAACCCUCAAAUCCUGUAAACACUUGUAUCAGGACAGCUCUGGAUAGAGCUCCGUGUUUGCCACCUGGAGAUCAUAAUGCAUUAUAUGUAAAUACAUUCCCACUUCAGGACCCGUCUGAUGCAUCUUUUCCUUCACUCGAUUCCCCUGGAAAAGCCAUCCGAGGACCACAGCAGCCCGUUUGGAAGCCCUUUCCUCAUCAAGACAGUGACUUAUCAUCGGUACUCAGUGGCACGGGCGCAGAACUGCAUAUACCUCGAGUAUGUGAAUUCUGUCAAGCAGUUUUCCCACCAUCCAUUACAUCCAGGGGGGAUUUCCUCCGGCAUCUUAAUUCACACUUUAAUGGGGAGACUUAAGACGCAUUUGAAAACAGACACACCAAGUUCUGUGUGAUGAUUUGGGGUUUGUAAUACUAUAAAUACUUGAUUGCAAACUUAGUUCAGGAUCAUUUAUUGAAGAAUCUACUGUCAGACCUAUUUUAAUUUUUUCUAAACGUAUACUGUAACUUUUAUUAUCUUUUAAAGGAUCAUUCUGUACAAAACUGCAAUUCAUUGUAUUCAUGUUUACAGUGUUUACCACCAUAAUUCAAAAUUUAUGUAUGUGACUUAUGGAAUUAUAGAAUCAUAAUUUAUCUUUGUUUCAAAUAUCUAAGCUUAUUGCUUGGAUUUCUAGUUAGAUCUAUUGAAUUUGGUGAUGUCAAAUGUUUAUAGAGUUUUUUCAUAUAAAAAUUUAGGUUAUUUAUGCUAUAGGUGAUGUUCUUUUUGAAUAAACCUCUAAUAGAGAAUAGCAGACAACAUAAAAAUCUAAGUAGAUACCAAACCUAAGACAUUUGUUGCCCAGUGAUAAAAUCACUGGUAGAAUAUUUAAACACUUUAGAUUUUUUAAAAUAAUAUACAUGGUUUUAAUUUUUACUAUGUGUAUAGCUACAUGACAAAAUGAGUUAAAUAUUAAAAAGUUACUUCUGUUGUGAUUAUUAAUGUGGUCUUUGUUCCUGAGUAAAAAAAUAAAUCACAUUUUUGAGAAGUUUAUAAAA
Equus caballus (horse) is the source of this 2274-nucleotide messenger RNA. It is a transcript of the gene TANK, whose product is annotated as TRAF family member associated NFKB activator. Gene Ontology annotation, biological process: canonical NF-kappaB signal transduction. NCBI's taxonomy places the organism in Eukaryota, Metazoa, Chordata, Mammalia, Perissodactyla, Equidae. The record is from RefSeq and is a predicted model, not a curated record.